Helianthus annuus (common sunflower) is the source of this 2350-nucleotide messenger RNA. RefSeq lists its product as uncharacterized. The record is from RefSeq and is a predicted model, not a curated record. The transcript is spliced from 2 exons. Bases 193 to 2247 code for a protein of 684 amino acids. Lineage: Eukaryota; Viridiplantae; Streptophyta; Magnoliopsida; Asterales; Asteraceae.
GGAACACAACAAAGUUAUACUUACCCUUCAAGGGCAAAACCGUAAACUCACCCUACCUAUUCUACAAACGUUACCCUUUGCACCCACACUCUGCUCUUUGCAACUGCAACCAACCCAUUCAUCCACCAUCAAUGUACUCAAUCAUCCACCCUUAACCACCACCAAAACCACCACAUUGCAUUCAAUACCCACAUGAAGAUCUCAUCUAAAUCCCUCUUGAGCCCCGGUCGAGCCGGGGUUCGAGACCCACCAAUCUCCCUUUCAACCUCACUCAGCCGCCGGUUAAAAAACAGCGGCAGCGUUAAAGGCGGCGCCUCGCCGGCGAUGUUCCCCACCACUGUUAAAAAGAGAGGAAGUUUCGAGAACCCAGAACCAUCUUCCCCUAAAGUCACCUGCAUUGGUCAAGUUAGGGUUAGAGGCAAGAAAAAACAAGCCAAAAAGCUCAGAACUUUAUCAAGAAGACAUAGUGGUUAUGGUGAUCGUAGUGCUGGUGAGGUUAGUUUUAGAAAAGUUGAACAUCCCCUUAAUGGGUUUUGUUCAAAAGGUUAUAAAGAUAAAGAAAGUUUGAAUCUUGGCCCAAAUGGUGGUCAGAAUCAGAGUCAAAGUCAGAGUCAAGAAUGUUCACAGGUACAGAGGAGUUGGGUGCAUUUUCCUGUGACUAUUUGUGAGGCUUUGAGGGCAUUUGGAUCAGAGUUUAGCUGUUUGAUUCCUUGUAGAACAGAAAGGGGGAAAGAGGAGAAGAUGGUGGGAGCUGAAGAGGGUAACCGGCAAGGUUCUUGUGGUGCGGUGUUUGCACGGUGGUUAGUGGCGGUGCAGGAUGGUGAUGGGGGUGGUGAGAGGGAUAUUGAGUUGGUUGUUGGGGAUGAAGAUGAGGAUGAUGAUGAAGAAGAAGUUGUUGUUAGGAAAAGAAGACAUGUGUUUGAAGAUCUGGAGAUUGUUAAUGGUAGGAUUGAAGGGCAUAAAGAUGAAGCAAGAGUGAGUGUUUGUGUGCCACCAAAGAAUGCUUUGUUGUUGAUGAGAUGUAGAUCUGACCCCAUGAAAAGUGAAGCUUUGGUUAAUAGAUCUUGGGAACCAAGUGUUGCAAGAAAUGAGGAAGAAGAUGAAGAAUUUUUUGACAGUAAAAAUCAUAUCGAAAACGAUUCGAAGAAACCUCAAGCCACACUUGAAGUUGAGCAGCAGCAAGUUAUGGUUGUGAAUCAAGAUCAAGAAAAUGUGCAACAGAUUGAAGCUAAGCAAUAUCAAGAACAUAAAAAUGUGCAACAAGAUGAUGAUAAUAUGGAUCAAGAUGAAGCUAAUCAAGAUCAAGAACUUGACAACGUGCAAAAAGAUAAAGUGGGUGAAGAUCAAGAACUUGCUAAUGUGCAAAACGAUGAAGUGGGUCAAGAUCAAGAACUUGAUAAUGUGCAAAACGAUGAAGCGGGUCAAGAUCAGGAACUUGAUAAUGUGCAAAACGAUGAAGCCGGUCGAGAUCAAGAACAUGAUAAUGUGCAAAAAUAUGAAGUGGGUCAAGAUCAAGAAUAUGAACAAACAGAAGUAGAAGAAGAAAGUUUCUAUCUUGUGUCAUUAUUUGAAGAAAUUAUGAAUCAAGAUUAUAAAAUUCAAGAAGAUGAUGAGGCUCAUGAAGAAGAUGAUGAUGCAGAAAUUGGAGCAGAGGAGUCAACAAUGGCGACCGAAUUUGCUAAGAUCUCUGAAACCCAUGAAGAAGAAAUGGUUAAUGAGGUAGAGGAACAUAAUAAUGGAGUUUCAAAAGUAGAAAAUGAGGCUGAAGAGAAGAGGGUAAGCGAAGAAGUGUUGCCGGAUUGUUUGUUGUUGAUGAUGCAUGAGCCAAAGUUAUCAAUAAACGUAUCAAAGGAAACAUGGGUUUGCAGUACAGACUUCAUUAGACGCAGUUCGUAUAGGAGGAAACCGCCAGCACCGCCACCGCCAAUCAAAGCUGACGGUGGAGAUGAGUCAAGUGUUGGUACUACUACUACUGCUAAUGAUAUGACGAGGGUGUGCAACCGUGAAUUCCCGGCAGUGUUACAGCAGCCAGCGAGGUCAUCAUGUUCAUUACCUAUGGCGGCGUCGAUGGCAACAGUGUUAGAGGAGAAGUUGGCGAAUGCAGUGGGUUACGAGCCAUUUGUGCUGACAAGGUGCAAGUCAGAGCCGAUGAAGACGGCGGCAUCAAAGCUACUACUAGUACCGGAGAGUUGUGUUUGGGAAAACAGGAAGUUGGAAGGGCUGAGCCGGGUUACAUUCGGGCAUUGAUUCUAGGGUGGUAAGAGAAAUGAGUUUGUAUAAGAAUGUGAUGUGUGUUUGCAUAUUUUGGCUCGUUUGUAGUAAUUCUUUAUGAUGAUUGUGAGUUGUUGAA